UUACAAGAAAGUCGGUGAUCUUUGAUGUGUCUGUGAUCAACUGUUCACUCAUCUAGUCAUCUUGGUUAUUGUUUGGUUGUUGUUUAAAAUCACUUGGGUUGAUGUUGAUUAGUUGACUGUCUGGUCGGUUCUUUAAAUUUAAAAAUAAUAAAAGUAAUGGAGUUAAUUUGGAUAGUUCUCCUGCUAAUACCAGUGAUUUUACUUGCAUUAUACUUAAAACCUUUGCCGAAGAAAUCAAUUAAAGGAAAGCAUGUUGUUAUAAUCGGAGGUUCAAGUGGUAUUGGAAAAAGCACGGCAAUCCUAGCCGUUAAAUUGGGGGCGCACGUUACUGUUAUAGCCAGAAAUAUUGAAAAAUUGGAGGAGACCCAACAAUUAUUAAAAACCCACAGUGUAAAUGAAGACCAAGUGAUUAAUAAAUUAUCAGUAGAUGUUUGUAAUUAUGAAGAUUUAGAAAACAAUUUGAGCGAACUUGAAAUGGUUGUAGGACCCAUAUAUAUGCUUGUCAACUGUGCUGGCAUGGCUAUUUGUGGUAAUGUAGAAGAUUUUUCUUUACAACAAAUUAAACAAUUAGUGGACAUAAACUUUUUGGGAAGUUUAUACUCUGUUAAAGCCAUUGUGCCUAAAUUCAAACAACGUAGAGAAGGAAUUAUAGUACUUACAGGCUCUCAAGUGUCUCUGAUGGGCAUGUAUGGAUAUUCAAUAUAUUCCAGUGUCAAAUUUGCUUUAAGGGGUCUUGCAGAAUCUCUUUAUAUGGAAGUUAAACCUUUCAACAUUUCUGUUACUCUUGCUUUGCCACCAGAUACAGAUACUCCAGGAUUUGAGAGUGAAAAUAAGACCAAACCCAUUGAAACAAAGCUUAUUUCAGAAGUUGGAGGACUUGUUGAUCCAGAAGUGGUGGCUCAAAAGCUAAUGGAUGAUGCUUUGACUGGAAAAUUCUUCAGUUACGUUGGAUUUGAAUCGUUUAUUUUGACAACUCUUUGCACCGGCAUGAGUCCAUUUAAUAGGAUGAUCGAUGUGGUUUUUGAAUCAGCCUUGCUGGGCCUAUUGAGAAUCAUAAGUGCUUUCUACAUUAGCUCUUUUGCAUCUAUCAUACAGAAGUGCCAUAUUGAUAAAGAAGCUGUUAGCAAAAAGAAAUAAUUUUAAAUUAUGACAGAUUGUAGGAACAUUGUGUUUGGAAUUUUAUUUAUUUCUAGGCUGUUCUUAAUGAUUACAACAGAAAAGUGUUAAAAUUAUAUAUUUUUGUUCCUUAAUAAAAUGUAUAUUUAGUUUUAAACAGUUUAGCUCUCAUAAUGGAUCUCUCAGAGGAUGUUAUUUUUUAAGGCAGUCUUUUGUAUUAAAUGAGCAAUAUCUUUUGAAAUUAAAGAUUAAAUGGAUUCUUUCAUAUUACAAAAUUACCUAGGAGAUAAUCAAAUCUCUUCAAAAUCAUAUCCUCUGAUUGAGACCUUCCUUUUUGACAAUAUGCAUAGUUUGGUUUAGAAAAUGUAGAUAAUUUAUUUUGAUAUUCUGAACCAGUGAUAACUGUUUGAGAUUUUUGGAAUCAUCAGAUUUGGAACCAAACUAUAAAUAAAUUAUUUAUACAAUAAGACAAUUUAACUACAGUAUUGAUGAACCAGUAUAUAGCAAUAAAAUUGCCUAAUCGAGAGAAUUGGUUCUUCUUUCAACACAUGAAUGUGUUUUUACCUAUUUUAUCCCCAGCCACAAUAGUAUUCUAUUAUCAAAUAAUUAUAUUUUGGCUGCGCCUACUUCAUUCUUAUAUUAAUGCACCAAAUCCAGCAUUUAUGUACUCCAAAAGCCCUCAAGGCUACUAUCUCUAGUAGUCAUCCCUAAAGUUUCAUUAUUGGAAAUUAAAAAAGUCACAAGGUGAUAAAUCCGGUGAAUAUGUUGAUGUGGGACAACUCUAAUGGCAUUGAAUUUAAAAUAUUCAGUUUGUGCAUUUGUAUAUAUUUAUGGGGUCUAAUUUGUACUAAUAAUAGUGUUUUAUAUAUAUGUGAACCAAAAAUGCGUUUAUUUUACCUACAUAUUUACUAGAAAAAUAAGUAACAUUUUGUAAACAAUUUUUUCAUGGAUCAUAAAAAGACUGAACUUUCAAUUGAUCUAGUUAAAUAAAUUUCUUAAUUUUUUGGUGUUAAUAAUUAUAAUGAAU
Psylliodes chrysocephalus is the source of this 2143-nucleotide messenger RNA. The record is from the annotation of a GenBank genome assembly. NCBI's taxonomy places the organism in Eukaryota, Metazoa, Arthropoda, Insecta, Coleoptera, Chrysomelidae.